AUGAUCUCAAUAGUUGGCGAAGGUGGAGGCUCCAAAGAUGAAAACUCUGCGUCUGAGCUUCAAAAAGCGGUCCUUUGCGGCGCUUCGGCACAACUUCCGCGCUUGCUGAUUGCCGGAAUUUUAACACUGAACUGGGUGCUCGACGCUGCUUCUGCACGUGCUCACUGGAUGCUGCGAAUUCUGGAGAAUGCGACACGAUAUUUCACAAGCCCUUUUCCAAUGGAAAAAAAAUUUUUGAUGGUUGCACCGGCAGAAGUCGUUGAAGACAUGCGCCUUUGCAAAAACAAGUACAAAUAA
Gongylonema pulchrum is the source of this 297-nucleotide messenger RNA. NCBI's taxonomy places the organism in Eukaryota, Metazoa, Nematoda, Chromadorea, Rhabditida, Gongylonematidae. The record is from the annotation of a GenBank genome assembly.